Molecule: messenger RNA, 1713 nt
Organism: Hemibagrus wyckioides
Lineage: Eukaryota; Metazoa; Chordata; Actinopteri; Siluriformes; Bagridae
Product: cilia- and flagella-associated protein 43-like
Exons: 8
Coding region: 711-1430 (239 amino acids)
Biological process (GO): cilium assembly; sperm axoneme assembly
Cellular component (GO): axoneme
Source: RefSeq, a predicted model, not a curated record
CCUGGUAGUUACUGAAUCAUUUAUGAUGGUUCAUUAAAAUAAUAUGCAAAUUUAAUCCUGGACCAUAAGCAAAUACUGAUUUUAAGAAGGUUUACUUUGUCUGGACAGCAAACAACAAUCAGCCAUACAAUUAUAUAUAUUUUUUAAUUGUACCAUUAUGAGAUUCCCAGAGAGUUGCCAGACAUGGGGAAGCUGGAGCUGCUGGAGUUUAACCUGGACGUGGACGAGCUACAGAGACUCCAAGAACUAGGAGAGCAGGAGGUCGCCAAGGUAAAAGAAGUGUAUCUUUAUUUUAUUUAUUUAUAUUGGGAGGCCAUUUUAAACAGAGUCAGUACAGACCCUACAUACCUCUUACAUUGGCAGUGCUCAAUUUCUACUAUUAUGUAUAAGUAAUUGUUCUGGAUAUUUCUAAUAACGCAUUCAUAAUUUAUUUAUUUAUUUAUUGCAUGAUGCUUAGCAAUAACUUUGUUGUGUAUGAAUUAUAUGAGGUGAGAGAGAAGAUUGAGCUGGAAAUUGUGGCAAGGGAAGUCCCUUUUUUGUGACCUUCGUUUAUAAGUUUCCACAGAAAGUCUCAUAACCAGAUCAUCCUGCUACAGGAUGUUAUUUACAAAGUGAAGACAGCUUUCAAUACAGAGUUUGAGGCUGUGUACAAACAGAAGGAGCAAGAGAUCAGCCGCAUAAGAGACAGGAACAAGCGCAUUGCAGAUAUUAUGAGUAAGCUGGAGCUGCAGGAGACCCUAUGGGAGCCCACACUGUCCGACAACGAGAGACCAGAGAGAGCUCUCACUGUCUCUGACUCUGAGAUCAAGGUUGAGAAAUACCUGACACCUGAGCAGAGGCAGAGAGAGGAGGAGCAGAGAAAGGAAGAGGAGCAGAGGCGGCUUAGAGAAAAGGAGGGCGAUAGCAGAGCGCGAGCUUUGGAUGAAAUGAUGGGUGGAAUUCUCAAGGUCAAAAAAGUGGACAUCCUGAAAAUGGAAGUGCCAGCACCAGAAUUUAUAGUUAAGCCUGAGCUCCAGUGGACGGAUGAGGAAAGAAGAAGCUACAAAGAAUAUGAAACACAAGUAAAGAAGCUCAGGGAAGAACAGACACUGUAUAGACAGGAAGAACUAAAGAUCGUCAAUCUGCUCCGUUCUAUAAUAAUUGAGGAAGAGAUGCUGGACAGAGAGGAAAAGCUGAUCUACGGACUAGAGGAGGCCAGAGCCGUUGAGAAUGAAAUAAGGAAGAGGUUGAAUAAUCAAAGAGAGGAUGUAGAGGCCUUUCGGGAGACGUAUGAUACAGCAGUCACAGAAGAUAAAGUAAGAUCACUGUCUGACAACUUUUGUCCUUUUGAAAGCUUCUUGACAGGAGAUUUUGCAAGUUUUGUGAUGUCCCAGGACACAUUGUUGACCAGCUCUACAAGCUUUACAAGCGCAGACCCAGCCUGCGAGUAGAGAGGUCGACAUUGUGCUCCAAUGUUAUGGUACAGCUCCUGUUAAAACAGGGCCAGGUUGAGGUGGAGAAUGAAGAUUUUGCUGCAGACUACUCAGACUCUUUGUUGCUACACCGUAAUGUUGUGGAAGACCUGAAUAGCACCAUCAGGGUAUUCAGACUAACUACAGUUACACUCUUCCUUUCUCUUUGCUGCUUAUGUAUACUGCCAUGUCAUUUCUUGAGAACCUAAACAGAACUGUAGUGUGAUACAAGGUGCAAAUAAUGUGGAACACUGAACUUCUC